This is a messenger RNA of Sugiyamaella lignohabitans, 1629 nucleotides long. RefSeq lists its product as uncharacterized. The record is from RefSeq and is a predicted model, not a curated record. Gene Ontology annotation, molecular function: protein heterodimerization activity; DNA binding. Gene Ontology annotation, biological process: mitotic cell cycle; chromosome segregation; kinetochore assembly. Gene Ontology annotation, cellular component: kinetochore. The coding region runs from base 1 to 1629 and encodes 542 amino acids. NCBI's taxonomy places the organism in Eukaryota, Fungi, Ascomycota, Dipodascomycetes, Dipodascales, Trichomonascaceae. The transcript has a single exon.
AUGGCAGAAACACCUCUCUCGGGAAGAAGAAGAUACAGGGCAUCACUGGCAUCAACACCGGCCAGCGUAUUUGCUACUCCACAAAGAAGACUCCGACGUGAGGCCACAACUCCACAUACUAUUCGAGCUCUAGCGGCACAAGCAACUCCUGGUAGGAGAAUAUCUCGAUUGAUUAAAGUCAAAACUAGAACCCCUCGUGAUGAUUUGAGAGCUUUGAGUCGAGCUCUAGUGAGAGAAAAUAGCAAUGAACGAGCUGAAAGUGCACCCCAAGUUGUAAGACGACCAAAAGUGUCUAGUCACUUGACACAACCGCCGAUAUCUCGCCAAAUCCAAAGUCCUCCGAAAGUCACUACUACCAAGAUAUUUCAUUUUCCAGAACCUACAGAGGUAAUAAAAAAUGGAAACUUCUCUACCAAGCUGGUGCCGUCUGAUUUGGUAGAUAAUCGUGCAAAACAGACGCCUGCCAGAAACAGCCAGCCCACGAAUGACGUUUUUAAUAGUGAUACUAAAGUACCGAAUGACUCACCUUAUCGUCGGGUUGAUCCUGUUUUAAGACGGUUGAGUCAAGCACCUGAAGUACAAGCAAAGCCUGAUGCAAGAAUAUCACCCCCCAAGUUUACCAGCACUCCUCGAGACAUUGAAAUUGAGAGGCGGAUAGCGGCAGACAGGUUGAGCAUCGACCGACGGUUCAGCACUGCUUUUGAUGUGGCUGAUACGACAAUUGCUUCACGAAGAGACACCUUUGGCUUCCCGAUUUCAGAUGUCAGCAUAGGUAAUAUUACCCAUCAAUCCAGUUUUCACAUAGAUGUGACUGAAGAUGAUCCCUCCACAAGAGCUUACGAUAUAUCUGGAGAAGACGCUACUCUCAGUUUCAGGGAUAGAACGGGAUAUGGAAACAUUACUGGGAUCUCGGAGUACGACAAUGAUAAUGAAAGCGAUAAUAAUAAUGACAAUGAUAACGAAAAUGACAUUGCUAACCAAAGCGACAAUGAUAAUUAUGAAAAUACCAAUGAUGAUACAACAAUAAAUGUUAAUGAAACUAAUGAAAUUAAUGAUGAUUAUGAUGAAUACGAGGCGUAUGGAAAUGACUACGAUGAUAAUAAUGACAGCGUCAACCAACUCGAAACCAACAGUGAAGACGACGUGAGGGACGGGGGAAGUGAAGAGAGUGAACCUGAUCCAAAUGGUCCGAUUAUAGGAGAAGAAGACACAACAAUUGGAUAUGAUGAUAUUGGCGUAGUGGAUGAUAUUACCCUGCCAAUACGUGCUCCAAGACCAAUAGCUGCGUCGUCUUCCAAACGCGAUACACGAGCUGUUUCAAAAGAAAGACCGAAAGUCGAGACAGCAAUUCCUCGAAAAGUUAUCAAAGAUAUAUUAAAAACGGUGACAUCCUCUCGACUGACACCAGAAGCUUUUGAACAAGUACUUGAGGCAUCGAAUGCUUUUUUUGAGCAGGCCACAACUGAUUUAUCUGCUUACGCACAGCAUGCAAAACGUAAGAACAUAGACGCUUCUGAUGUGAUCCAGCUGAUACACCGCCAAAGACAGCUCAAUGAUACAUUUCCAUUCUCACUGGCACACAAGUACCUGCCUGCUGAGUUAUUAAAUGAUAUAGAAAAGAGAAUGUAG